This is a messenger RNA of Cyphellophora attinorum, 729 nucleotides long. RefSeq lists its product as uncharacterized. Lineage: Eukaryota; Fungi; Ascomycota; Eurotiomycetes; Chaetothyriales; Cyphellophoraceae. The record is from RefSeq and is a predicted model, not a curated record. Gene Ontology annotation, molecular function: transmembrane monodehydroascorbate reductase activity. The transcript is spliced from 5 exons. Bases 1 to 729 code for a protein of 242 amino acids.
AUGGCUUCAGCCACAGGUAUCCCCGAGCGCGUUCCCCCGGUCUCCGAGCAAGAGCCGCUGUUGGGAAGGCCUGGAGAUGCCACUCAGAAGUCAGAACAGUGGCUGGCCUUCAACCUCUGGACUGGCACAGGCAUUCUUGCUCAAGUCGGGGUAUGGGUGCUAGCUGCCAUGGUGUGGGCAGCUGUGUUCGAGCACGAUGUCAUAUUCUUCAGCUACCAUCCCUUGCUACAAUCAGCCGGGGUGCUCCUGCUCGUCCAAGCGAUCCUCAUUGUCCAGCCGACAGCGACGCAGAAACAGAAACGAGAUGGUACAUGGGCACACUCUGCCUUCAACUUUCUCGGCGUGGGCGCCUUGGUCGCAGGCAUUGUGGUCAUUGAGCUCAAUAAGGCGCCUCAUCCCGAUCAGCGGUUCAAGAGCAACCACGGCAUAUUGGGCAUAGUCACAUUUGGUCUGAUCUGUGUCCAAGCUCUCGUCGGGUUUGUGCAGUACUGGACGCCUGCAUUGGUUGGUGGUACUGAGAAUGGCAAAGCAAUCUACAAAUACCAUAGAGUAUCUGGCUAUGUCAUCCUAGUUCUGGCCUUAGCAACAGUCGCAACCGCAACUCAGACUGGAUUCAACAAGAACGUCCUAGGUCUUCGCCUGUGGGCUGUGACGGUCACUAUUGUUCUGGUUCUCAUCGGCAUCGUUCCGCGCAUCAAACUCGCCAAGCUUGGCCGAAUUGGCUCUUAG